Prunus mume (Japanese apricot) is the source of this 622-nucleotide messenger RNA. RefSeq names its product chaperone. NCBI's taxonomy places the organism in Eukaryota, Viridiplantae, Streptophyta, Magnoliopsida, Rosales, Rosaceae. The record is from RefSeq and is a predicted model, not a curated record.
UUAUCAGCAAGAGCUGGGACAGGAAAACAGAGAGAGAGAGAGAGAGAGAGAGAGGAAAAAUGGAUAACAUAACGGCAAGCGAGCUGGCGGGUUUUGGAGUUGGGGCUCUGCUCCUCUGCGCCACCAUUGCUGCCCCAAAGGUCGACGCUUUCAUCUCUGCCUCUCAGCGCAGUUCUUUGGGAAUGUGCAAGAGAUGUGGCAAUCUGAGGAUGAUAGCAUGCUCAAGAUGCAAAGGAGUUGGAUUAAUCAAAGAAGGAGGAGUGUUUGGUUUAAAUCUCAUUGAUGACUUCUAUGAAUCGGUUGGGGGUAGUGAUUCGAAAGUAAGAUCCAUUUCUUGCACCAACUGUAACGCUAGAGGUCAUUUUAGCUGCCCUGAUUGCUCUAAAACAUCUGUUUGAGUUUGUUUAAGUCAUCUAAAUUAAAAUUUUCUUACGCUAGUUGCGCUAUCUUAACAUGAUUUAUCAAUGUCCAAUGAUAUAGAGCAGGAAGUUUAUGAACCCACUUUAGACAGUAGAGAUAUAUAUACAUUACAAAAUCGUUUUUAUGUUGAUAUCACAGAUAAUGUAAUACAUGGAUAGUUUGCCAUCCAUGUCAAUUCUAGAGACUGCAUAUUUAUUACCCU